Molecule: messenger RNA, 5483 nt
Organism: Anoplopoma fimbria (sablefish)
Lineage: Eukaryota; Metazoa; Chordata; Actinopteri; Perciformes; Anoplopomatidae
Product: FH2 domain-containing protein 1-like
Exons: 15
Coding region: 255-3818 (1187 amino acids)
Source: RefSeq, a predicted model, not a curated record
CUGCUCUGAGCCUUUGAUCUUCACUCUGGAGCUUUUCUACCGGGGUCCGGUUCAGAGGAGUCCGGAGACCAGAGCUCUUCUCCCGGCUCUCUCCUCUUCUGACCUUUGACCCCUUCAUGACCUUCCGAUGUCCCUAAAGCGAUGACCCGCCGUCACCAUCGUCGCCAUGGUCACCCAUCGCCAAGGUGACCCACCCGUCUCCCAGAAAACCUCCCUCCUCCUCACCUUUUGCUGCCGUCCAAUCGGCCGCGGGGAUGCACGUGAUGGGCAGCGUCUCACCGGCCAAUGAGAGGGAGGGAUUCUUCCUCCAGGUGGGAGGCGUGGCCUUCACCGAGCAGACGUCAGGAUUUAAUGAUAUCGAAGGUGACAGGACGAAACUUUGUCAACCUCCACCACCUCCACCACCUCCUCCUCCACCUCCUCCACCUCCACCACCUCCUCCUCCUCUGCUGGGAGACCCUGGAGAAGGCCUGAAGAAGAAGAGGAGGGUGAGGAGUUUCUUUUGGAAAACGAUACCAGAGGAUCAGGUGAAGGGGCGGGCCAACAUGUGGACUCUGGGUCGGGUGCAGCAGCAGUACCAGAUAGACGUCCGGACCAUCGAGGAGCUGUUUGGUCAAUCAAACGCCAAGGCCACGCCCACAAGAGGAGGCACGACCAGGAGCUCCUUCAGGGAGGCCAAAGAGGAGGUUUCCAUUCUGGACUCUAAACGAGGGAUGAACAUCGGGAUUUUCCUCAAACAGUUCAAGAGGUCCAAUCAGACGAUAGUAGAUGAUAUUCGGCAUGGCAACAGCGAGGCGUACGGGGCGGAGCCUCUGAGAGAGCUGCUGAAGAUGCUGCCGGAGAAGGAGGAGGUGAAGAAGCUGAAGUCGUACCACGGCGACGUCUCUAAGCUCUCAUUGGCCGAUUCCUUCGUCUACCUGCUGAUCCAGCUCCCCAGUUACUCGGUCCGUAUCGAGUCGAUGCUGCUGAAAGAGGAGUUUCCUGGAGCGUGUGAGGUCAUAAAACGAGACAUCAACAUCCUCCGAACCGCCACCAAAGAGCUGAUGUGUUGUGAGGAGCUUCAUGCUGUUCUCCACCUGGUGCUGCAGGCCGGAAACAUCCUCAACGCCGGAGGUUAUGCAGGAAACGCGGCGGGUUUCAAGCUGUCGUCCCUUCUGUCUCUGGCCGACACCAAGGCCAACAAACCGGGAAUGAACCUGCUGCACUUUGUCGCUCUGGAAGCCCAGAAAAAAGACACCAAGCUGUUGGAGUUUCCUCAGAAGUUGAAUCACGUCCAGCCGGCCUCCAGGAUCUCCUUGGAAACGCUGGAUGCUGAGCUUCAGUGGCAGACGUCUCGAACGGGCUCAAUAGAGGAAAACAUCCGGAGAGACUCGGAGCUGCUGCAGCAACUCGACAACUUCCUGCAGUCGGCGACCUCGUCUCUCUGCUCGCUGCGUGUCGGCCGUCAGCAGCUGAAGAACGAAGGCAGCGAACUGAUCGACUUCUUCUGUGAAGACAGAGAGACGUUCAGACUGGACGACUGCUUCAGCAUCUUCAACACCUUCUGCUGCAGGUUCACCGCCGCCGCCAAGGAGAACACGGAGCGGGAGGCGAAGGAGGCGGCCCGUUGCCGUCGGUUACAGCAGCUGGAGGAGCAGAAGCGUCACUCGUGGGCCGGCAGUGAGGAGGUCGACGGAGCGUUCAGGUUGCGCUGCCGCAGUGAGACAGACAUGUCAGUCGCCGUGACGAUGAACGACGACGCCCGUCUGCUGAUGGAGCUCCUCUCUCCGAAGUUCGGCCAGCGUUCGCUCUUCAACAACUCCCACAAUCCACCAGGAGGGAGACGUUCAGGGAGUUUGCGGCGCUCCAGGAAGUCGCCGUCCAGCUCGCUGUUUGUCACCGGCGACCGUGAACUCAGUGCGCUCCUGGGGUCGACGACCUCUGAGCCCAAAGAGGCGAGGACGACUUUUCUAUCGGACUCUACGGAAGUUAGGAGUCCGGGAGUUUCCGCUAGGACUCGACCGCAGUUGGCGCCGCGAUCCCCGUCCUCAAACCAAACAACCGCCACUUACCUCAGCAACGACACGGAUACGGUCCAAACUACCUCUGAUUCCAACCAGCUGUCCGACCACAACAACAACAACGGAAAAGAUCGACUCGCCGUUGAGGCGCUUUCGGACCCUCGAUCUGGUUCGAAGUCCGAUCUCGCCAAUAUGAACAAAGCUGAUCAGGAUUUUCGUGGACGGGACGCAGGAAACAUGUUGGUGGUUGCGGAGAAAUGCAUUUUGGUGCCGGAGCUGAAGGUUUUCGAUGUCGACGGUAGCAACAGAGACAUGACGGCGCUGGAUAACGCUCAGAUUGGGAACGCAGAAGAAAAAGAGGAAGAGGAGGAAAGAGGAGAGGAAGAGGUGGUGGUUUGGUGCGUGACGGGUGUUUGCGAGGCCGCCGGCGAGCUCGCAAACUCCGCCGAUGAUGCCUGCACGAAAACCGAGCAGGAUGUCGAUCAAGAAAGGAGCCGGCGAGCUUCCUCUGCUUCGGCCAAUCGCCAAACGCCUUCAGAACCUCAACCGGCCAAUGAGAAGCCAGUGCCUGAACCAAUCAGCAGCCAACCGGUGCCUGUCCCCCGCCGGGACGAUCCGUCGCAUCCCAACUCUUCUCCGAUGUGGCGGCCGACGGCAGCCAAAGGGGCGCCUGCUGUCGGUGCUGGGGUUGGUAAAGAAAGAGCCAAUCAGAGGGCAAAAGGAGAGGGCUCGACCAAUGAGAAGAGAGGUGUGGAGAUCGUCCCAAAAGGAGAGAAGAGUGGAAACAAAACUGCUUCCUGUCGAACAGACGGAGAUUCUUCCACUAAAGGAAAGGCAGAAUCGGCAAGUUCGUCUAAGUCGUCCACCAAGAACCUCCCUACCUCUAAAAGCAGACCCGCCAGGACGAAACCCGCCGCAUCCGCCGCCGCAUCCGCCGCCAACAAGACCAAAGCGAUCCGCACGCUCACAAACAGCGAGAACCAGAGCAUGAGGCGCAUCGUUCCGAUCUCCAGGACCAUCCGAGGCGCUCCAACUCCCGGCAAACAUCCCGACAAGCCUCCCGGCCGCCAGCGAGGCUCCUCCGUUGCCGUGGCGACAACCUCCAACCUCGACACCACCUCCUUUCGACGAGGAGAUGGACCAGCGACCGCGCCGUCAUCCCGCCGCUCCAGCGUCCACAAAACGCCUGACCCAAAGGUUUCGGAUACUCGAAAGCCGAACCAGGAAGUUCAAAGGAGGCCGUCGGUCCGAAAGCCCGUAGCGGUAAAACCCAAACCGCCGCCGGAGGAGAAGAUGUGUCGCUCCACGCUGAGGUCGCUUUCACAAGGAGGUGGAGAAGGAGGCAGCAUCAGUGCUCCUGUUACUCCUUUGCACCGAGCCGGAACUCCUUCGUCAUCGCCGCUUCCUAGUUUCGCCCGAAGCACCGCCUCCUCUUCUUUCAGACGGGGCCAAACCCCGCUAACUCCUCCUCCUCCUCAUUCACCCCACACUGGCUCAGUCUCCUCCCUUAAAUCCUCCGUCCACACCACCACCACCACCUCCUCCUCCUACGUCGCUCCAUCCGGCUCCACCUCGCCUUUCACCAGAACCGGCUCGCUGAGAGUCUCCGACCCCCUCAAACCCUCCUCCACCUCCUCCUCCUCCUCCACCUCCUCCGCCCUGAGGAGGUCUCAGAGCAUCAGGGCUCCUCCUCGCUCGCCGCUCAACGACCCUCUGGCUCCCCCUAAAGGCCACCGGCGGAACGACAGCGGCACCUUCUCCGACAAGUCCGCCCACUCCAGAGACUCGGGCAAGUCCUCCAGGCCGAGCUGGAGAUAACAGGAGGAGUCUGAGGCUGCAUUCCAACACCAAGGCUAAGUGGCUCCUACUCUUUCCUCCUUUACUGGAGGUAAAGGAUACAUUCCAAUAUGAAGAAUAGACUCAUAUUUAUGCAGGAAGGAAGGAAAAGCAAAAAUCUCAAGGUCUGCUGGAGGUUAAGGUCCAAUAUAAAGCACAGAGACUAAGGUUGAGAGUCUUGGUACCAACAUUAAUUUGUCUCCUCUCAUGCUGGUGGUAAAAGGACGCAUUCCAUUCUAAAGCACUACAUUAUGUCCACUUUAAAGGGAAAGUGUCAAUCAAAUAAUCAAUAUAAGUUUAAGUGUUUGCUAUAUUUAGAUUAUUUUCACCACUUUACCAUCUGACGGGGAACUUAAUCUGUUAUCUUUGCUCUUUUCAAACCCACCAGACUCCAUUAACGAAAACAGCAAUUUAACCUCUCAGACCACAGGAGUUGCUGGUUCUACCGCUGCAUGGAUCGCUUACUUUGUUGGUGUUAUUGUGUGACUUUGGUGUUUAAAAAGGGUUAGUUAAGAUUCACCAAAGUCACACAACAACACAGGUAGUUGAGUAGUAACUAAAAGAUCCGAGGCAGCGGUAGAACAGAACUCCUGUGUUCUGAGAGGUUAGAUGACUGUUUUUGUCAAUGGAGUCUGGUGGGAGAGAGCUCAUAGAUAACAGCUUCAGAUCCGCUUUGCAGAACAUCAAAGUAAAGCUGUGAAAAUAUUGUAAAUAUGGAGAAUCAACUCUACAAAACACACUUCAAACAUCUCAACUAUCCCUUUAAAGGAUGAGGGAUGUUUUAGCAUCGACACAAAAAACAGACUCCAACGUUUUAGUGCUGAAACAAUAACUCGAAUAAACAAAUUUGUCGUUCUGGAGGCAAAAUUAACAUAAAUUCUUACUUUUAUAGCCGCAAAGCUUCAUUGUCGUGGCUCCAUUUGUUAAAAUUCACCAAGAACAGAAAAGAAAAGCUUCUGACUGAAAUAAUGUGUUUAACUCCACCAAGAUGUCAGCUUCAUUACUAUUUAUACAUUAUUUAACUUUUAAAAGUUCACCAAGCCUCCUGUUAUUAGAAUAAAUGCAUUGACUCCCAAAUAACGCUGCAUGAAUUUUGUUUAUCAAGACAAAUAUUUUGCAUUAACAAAAAAAUGAAGCAUCAAAAAAGAUGAAGGAAAGAAAUAAAUGUGUAACAAGAUUGUUAUUAAAAAACAAUAAUGAUUGACUGAAUCUCCUCCUGAUUUAAUUUUCUAUUUAAUUUUAUGUCUUAAAUUUUGAUUUUGCACCUUUAACUUUAGCUAACCAAGCUGAGGAAUCUCUGUACAUGUGGCCUGAUUAAAAUAGAAAUGAUAUUAUUGUAUUUAAAUAAAGAAUAAAUAGAUAAAUCACAGAAGAGAAUCAUGAGGUUUAAAGACGAGGAGAUUUUUUUUAAAGCAUCUCUGAUUCAGAGUCUGCAGUGCCAAGUUUGUUUAUAUGAAGAUAUUUGUAUGUUUAUGUAUUUAUGUACGUAUGAAGUCAAUAUUUGAUAUAUGUUUAAAUAUAUACUGUCUACUAAUUAAAAAAACAUUAUUCCUCCAACACGCUUUGUCUCUGUUCAUCAGAGGUUUUUAUUUAUUAUUCUGCUGCAUGUUUCUGUCACAAGAAAUGAUAUUUAACACCUGGAUUCAA